This is a messenger RNA of Oncorhynchus gorbuscha (pink salmon), 1329 nucleotides long. Its product is annotated as selenoprotein V-like. The record is from RefSeq and is a predicted model, not a curated record. The coding region runs from base 337 to 996 and encodes 219 amino acids. Lineage: Eukaryota; Metazoa; Chordata; Actinopteri; Salmoniformes; Salmonidae. The transcript has 3 exons.
AGAAGGGUCUGGGAUUCCUUUAUGAGGUGCAACCAAAACAGCUGUAAGACAUAGCAUCAGGGAUAUUCUGGCAGGCUGUCUGGCUAGCAUUAUUUCUGAAUACGGUUGUGGUUUAGCUCACUAACAUGGCUGUGACGUUUGGACUCUCUUUGAGUGUUUCUUGGAUUUGUUGCCUGCUAAUUGGAGGGAUAACGUGUUUUACACUUCAAGGUGAUGCUUAUGGGCAUCCUGCCUACACUGGACCUGAACCAACUGGAUCCCAAGCAAGUGUGGUGUCUGGUCCAAAUGCUAAAGCUACUGGCCACAAUACCCUGGCAAUUGUGACGCAGGGUCCAAAUGCCAACCAUGCCUCUGCAGAAUCGACCGGCCCCUGCGUCUCAGCUGCAGCAACUGCCAACCGUGUCUCGUCAGAAGCGGCCGGCCCCCGCGCCUCAGCUGAAGCAACUGCCAACCGUGUCUCGUCAGAAGCGGCCGGCCCCCGCGCCUCAGCUGAAGCAACUGCCAACCGUGUCUCGUCAGAAGCGGCCGGCCCCCGCGCCUCAGCUGCAGCAACUGCCAACCGUGUCUCGUCAGAAGCGGCCGGCCCCGCGCCUCAGCUGCAGCAACUGCCAACCGUGUCUCGUCAGAAGCGGCCGGCCCCGCGCCUCAGCUGAAGCAACUGCCAACCGUGUCUCGUCAGAAGCGGCCGGCCCCGCGCCUCAGCUGAAGCAACUGCCAACCGUGUCUCGUCAGAAGCGGCCGGCCCCCGCGCCUCAGCUGAAGCAACUGCCAACCGUGUCUCGUCAGAAGCGGCCGGCCCCCGCUCCUCAGCUGAAGCAACUGCCAACCGUGUCUCGUCAGAAGCGGCCGGCCCCCGCGCCUCAGCUGAAGCAACUGCCAACCGUGUCUCGUCAGAAGCGGCCGGCCCCCGUGCCUCAGCUGAAGCAACUGCCAAAAAUGCCUCUGCAGGAGCGACGACCGACCUUGAACAGACGGCCCGACCCCUCAACAAGCUAGAUAGGGAGAUCAUAAUUUGGUUUGCCCAACUCCUUAAUCGUCUUUCCCCUGUUACUGUGUCUCCAUUUGAAGAAAAGGGCAAAGGUAACUGAGGUGAGGAAUUGUGCUCUUGUUUGAAAUGAGGAUCUCCAUCACUUGUGCAUCGUUGUGCAAAUUGUUUACAGGGGUGAACACUACAAUGGUAUGAAUUGUUUUCAAAACCAUACGACUAGAAUGUACUUCUGUUUUGGACAAUAUUGCUGACACUUAAGUUGUACGGUUAUGAUUUUGAUUCGUCCUGGUGUUCCUGCUAUUCUUUACAUGACUUGUUCAAUAAACAAUUUACUUCCCAAA